Molecule: messenger RNA, 1191 nt
Organism: Prosopis cineraria
Lineage: Eukaryota; Viridiplantae; Streptophyta; Magnoliopsida; Fabales; Fabaceae
Product: ethylene-responsive transcription factor ERF036-like
Exons: 1
Coding region: 57-785 (242 amino acids)
Biological process (GO): regulation of DNA-templated transcription
Molecular function (GO): DNA-binding transcription factor activity; DNA binding
Source: RefSeq, a predicted model, not a curated record
ACUUUCUCUCCCUAUCCUAUCCUCCUCUGUUUCUCCAAUAUUCUCUUUUCUUCCCAAUGACCAACCAAGCCUCUUCCCCUGAAACUGAAACUACCAGCCCUAGCGACUCCUCUUCUUCUUGUUCUUCUUCUUCUUUCCCAUCUUCUUCAUCUGAAUUAUCAAACCCUACUUCCGAUUCUCAGACCCAGAAAAGUCAAUCUCAGAGCCAACAAGAACGGAGCACUAGCAGACCCAAGAGAGCCAGAGACCCUUCUAGCAAGCAUCCAUCGUACCAUGGCGUCCGAAUGCGAAACUGGGGCAAAUGGGUCUCUGAAAUUCGCGAGCCUCGCAAGAAAUCACGAAUCUGGCUUGGCACUUUCGCCACGCCGGCAAUGGCUGCUCGAGCCCAUGACGUCGCCGCUCUGAGCAUCAAGGGUGAAUCCGCCGUCCUCAACUUCCCUCACUUAGCUUCUCUGCUUCCCAGACCUGUCACGCUCGCCCCACGUGACAUCCAAUUCGCCGCCGCCGAAGCAGCUGCCAUGGUGAAAUUCGACCCUGCUCAGUCGCCGUCUUCUUCACCAUCAUCGGAAGAAGCAGAGUCUUCAGAGCUGAGUGAGAUUGUGGAGUUGCCCAACGUUGAGGAGAGCUUUGAAUCGGUGGAGUCGUCGAGGAGUCACGAGUUUGUGUGGGUUGAGUCGAUGGAUUGUUGGGUGUACGAUCCUCCAUUAAUGGAAUUAGAGGAAGAGGGUUUCUUUGACCAGUUUUAUGGAGGAGAAAGCUUUGAGAUAUCAAUUUGGGAUUAUUAAUGGCGGAUUUUGACCCUGUUCUGUUCUGUCUUCUUCCCCAGAUAAUUAGCUGCAUGUCGUGAGAAUAUAUUGCAGUAAUCUGCUUCACGUUUGCGCCGAACAAUUCUCAAAUGUCAAAUACGAAACAUUUAUCAAUGGAGGGUGGUGAGCAUUAUUGUUGUCUGUGUACAUUGAAGUUUCUUCUUCUUCGUCUUCUUCAACCACCUCCUCUUGCGUGGUUUGCUUUGCAAAAGUAGAAAAUCCAGAGAAAUGUGAGUGACUAGACUGAGUGGCUGCCAAGAAAUGAGAAAACAAAAUAUCUUUUUCAAUGCUUGUAGGUUAAUUUUAUUUGAUAUAUUUGUAUUAUCACAUACACCAAUAAUUCAUUGUUUUUAUAAAAUAAUCUUAUAUUAAUAUUUUCGCCUAA